Chaetomium strumarium is the source of this 786-nucleotide messenger RNA. RefSeq lists its product as uncharacterized. The record is from RefSeq and is a predicted model, not a curated record. Gene Ontology annotation, molecular function: Atg12 transferase activity. Gene Ontology annotation, cellular component: intracellular anatomical structure. Gene Ontology annotation, biological process: protein modification by small protein conjugation; macroautophagy; protein lipidation. NCBI's taxonomy places the organism in Eukaryota, Fungi, Ascomycota, Sordariomycetes, Sordariales, Chaetomiaceae. Bases 1 to 786 code for a protein of 261 amino acids. The transcript is spliced from 3 exons.
AUGGAUCAACCACAACAGCCCCUCUCCUCAGAAUUCCGGAACUACCCCUUCUUAACCGGAGAAGAGUUCGCAGAAGUAUGCCACCACCUCGAAAGAAGAUACUGCCAAGCCACGCUGGGCCCCAUCCGGCGAAGGUGGAAGCUGAGGGUGUGCUCGGCGCUCAACACAGCCUUCGCGUUGGGCCCGGAAUACAACACAUUUCUCCAGAUCGUCAGGCCGCUGGACGAAGAAUUGGACAACGACGGUGAUUUAUCCAAGUUCCUGGACAACCUCUCCUUUGAUGAUCACGAUGGUCACAGACACGGCGGGACAGGGCCGAUGGAUGAGGAAAUGGAAGGGAUGGAGGCGGGAAGGGAGAUGAUGGAGGCGGAGGAGGCGGAUCAGGCCGUUCUGCCAAGAAGUCACGACCCUGCCGCCGCUGUGUCUAUUGGCCGUGUCAGAUACGAAAUCCAUCUGCACCCGACAUACCAGGCGCCCUGCCUGUGGUUCAGUCUACACGACCUGCCUGUCGACGAACAAGCGCUGAGCAUCGACACGGUUUUCAGGCGGCUUGUGCCAGAGCAGUACAAAAAGGGGCUGCGCGGCAGCGGGGGUGGGAUCGGCGGCAUAUCGGUCGACCAUCACCCGGUUACAGGUGUCCCUUCCUUUUUUGUCCACCCCUGUCUCCUGGGCGAAGCAAUGGCUAAGUUCGACUGCUCCAAGGAGGACUACCUCAUGGUGUGGCUCGGACUGGUCGGGGGUUGUGUGGGCCUGUGGGUGCCCGCUGAGAUGGCGCUAGAGUCAUAG